UGCCGCUGCCUGCGACGCUCGCCUCGCCAUGGCAGAUGACAACCCGCUGGGUGGCUACUACCCGGCAGCGUCGUCGAGUGGCCCGGAUGGCUCUGUCGCCCAACGUCGCCAAAGAUACACUGAAGUCCAAACGGAACGACCGAGAGCGAUUCGGGCCCUUUAGUGGCAUGAACCAGACCGAAGCACGGAUUCGUGGUGAGCCCAGGGGGCGUUCGCAGGCGGCGCUGCGGCGGUCAGGGGAGCCGGUGAAGGAGCAGAAGAAGGAGAGCCCGUUGUAUAAAGCGCUCAAGAUGCAGACUACGCUGGCCCCGGUUACCUACGGCCGUCGGACGGCGAUCAAGGAGAAAAUCGCGGACAUUACGAGCUUCGAUCAGAUGCCCCUGCUGCCCGUGGUGCGGGAGUCGGUAUUUUCGCAGGCUCUGCCGGGCCUCUUCGACGUUACCCCAACGCCCAUCCAGCGUCUUGCCAUUCCAGCGCUACUCAAAGAACAAGGAUCUACACAGAAGCCCAAGCAAAAGAGGACGAAGAAGAACGAUGAAGAGAAGUUGGAGUCAGACUAUGAACAGUUCCUCCUGGCAGCAGAGACAGGUUCGGGGAAGACAUUGGCCUAUCUACUGCCAGUCAUCGACUCGAUCAAGCGGGUCGAGGCGGUCGAACAGAAGGAAGAGAAGCUCUUGGAGAUACAAAAGGCGAAGGAGAGGGAAGAAAAGUUGAAGGACCAGGUGUUCGAUAUCGAGCCUGAGGAGCCCGCUUUUUCAAACGCUGGUCGGCCAAGAGCUAUCAUCUUGGUUCCGACGGCAGAGUUGGUGACCCAGGUCAGCUCCAAGGUCAAGGCCUUGUCUCACACGGUCAAGUUCCGGUCAGGGAUGAUCUCGUCCGCCCUGACGCCUCGUCGCAUCAAAAGCACCGUUUUCAACCCGGCCGGCAUCGACGUCCUGGUGUCGACACCCCAUCUGCUCUCAUCGAUUGCCAAGACCAGCCCGUAUAUUCUCAGUCGCGUCUCGCAUCUGGUUCUCGACGAAGCGGACUCGUUGCUGGAUCGGUCCUUUGCCCCUACCACGACAGAGAUCAUCGACAAGGUGGCUCCAUCGCUCCAGAAGCUCAUCCUGUGUUCUGCUACGAUUCCCCGUAGCUUAGAUACGGUUCUACGGAAGCGCUACCCGGACAUUCGGCGCCUGACGACUCCCAACCUGCACGCAAUCCCCCGUCGGGUCCAGCUCGGAGUCGUGGACGUCGAAAAACACCCGUACCGCGGCAACCGCGAUCUCGCCUGCGCCGACGUGAUCUGGUCGAUCGGCAAAGCUGGUGAUAGCGAGUCAUAUGGACCUUUCGCUACGUACAUGGCGCCGAAAACCAAGAAGAUCAUUGUGUUUGUGAACGAGCGCGAGGAGGCGGAUGAAGUGGCCAAGUUCCUGCAGUCCAAGGGCAUCGACGCCGUGUCUCUGUCCCGCGACUCAAGCGGCCGGAACCAAGAGGAGAUCCUAGAGGAGUAUACCGAGUCCCCUCCGCCGCCCAGCCCGGAAGAGAUCAUGUUGGCACAGAAGAAGCGCCGGCUGGAAGAGGCCAUCCCCUUUGAACUGCCGGAACAGCCACGCGACAGCACCGAGUCUCGCCGUCUGCCCAACACAAAAGUCCUGGUCACUACGGACAUCGCCUCGCGCGGCAUCGACACCGUUGCCGUCAAGACGGUCAUCCUCUACCACGUCCCGCACACCACCAUCGAUUUCAUCCACCGACUCGGCCGGCUGGGCCGCAUGGGCAAGCGAGGCCGCGGCGUCGUCCUCGUCGGCAAGAAAGACCGCAAAGAUGUCGUCCGGGAGGUCCGGGAGGCCAUGUUCCGCGGCCAGGCUUUGAUUUAGUCUUCCCUUCCUACAUGCAUAGAACGGCGUUGGAUGGAGGACAAAGGUUCAAUGUAUACUACUACAUCAUUGGCAUUGUAUAUUGCAAUUCACCUCUACGCCUACUGUACUAUAUUUUAAUCUGGCUUAUCCAAAUAUGUUCUCUUUCGGCUGUUGCUAUUCUAUUCCAAUUUGGUGCAGCGCACUCUCCACUUCCAAUAACAACAACACAGUGAAAACAGGGAAUAAUAUAGUUUCUGUACGGA
This is a messenger RNA of Penicilliopsis zonata CBS 506.65, 2104 nucleotides long. RefSeq lists its product as hypothetical. The coding region runs from base 87 to 1859 and encodes 590 amino acids. Gene Ontology annotation, cellular component: nucleolus. The record is from RefSeq and is a predicted model, not a curated record. Gene Ontology annotation, molecular function: nucleic acid binding; ATP binding. Lineage: Eukaryota; Fungi; Ascomycota; Eurotiomycetes; Eurotiales; Aspergillaceae. Gene Ontology annotation, biological process: maturation of LSU-rRNA from tricistronic rRNA transcript (SSU-rRNA, 5.8S rRNA, LSU-rRNA). The transcript has a single exon.